CACAGUGACACACACCGAUGUUCACUGGUACCGACUAUCCCCAGAGCAAAUUAUGGAGUCGGUUUUAACACAUUCAGGAAAUGCAUCCACACAAUGGAACCCACAAUUCACUGAGCGAUUCCAGCCUUUCAGAGACUUCUCCAGUAACAGCUUCAUUCUGAACAUCACAGACGUGCAGCCCAAUGACACUGGGGUCUAUUACUGCUCAGUCCAGGGAUGGAUCUAUGGAAGUGGAAGCCAACUCAUUGUAGACAGUAACACUGGUCCAGUCCUUCUCCAGUCUCCAAGCCUGGAAAAUAUCAUCAAGGAUCACACUGCCCAGUUACGGUGCACCAUGAGGAACGCCACAGUGACAGACACCAAUGUUCACUGGUACAGACUGUCCCGCAAGCAAAUAAUGAAGCCGGUUUUAAUACAUCCAAGAAGUGGCUCCACACAACAGUACCCAGAAUUCACAAAACGAUUCCAAUCUUCCAGAGACUCCUCUAGUAACAGCUUCAUUCUGACCAUCAAAAGCGUGCAGCCCAGUGACGCUGGGGUCUAUUACUGCUCAGUCUGGGGAAUAAUCUAUGGGACAGGAAGCCAGCUCAAUAUCACCAAUGCAGGAGUACCAGUCCUUCACCAGUCUUCCGUCCUGGAACAUGUCACCAAGGGUCACACUGCCCGGUUACAGUGCACCAUGAGGAAUGCCAUAGUGACACACACCAAUGUUCACUGGGACCGGCAGCAAACAGGGAAUAAGAAGGAGUGGAUUUUAACAUAUGACAUGAGGAACAUUACACAAUGGAGCCCAGGAUUUACUGAGCGUUUCCAGUCUUCCAGAGACCCCUCGAAUAACAGCUUCAUUCUGACCAUCACAAACGUGCAGCCCAGUGAUGCUGGGUUCUAUUACUGUAAACUGUGGGAAGAUAUCAGUGGGAAUGGAACCCAGCUGACUGUAACAGAAGAAUCUUCCCCUGGUUUUCCCUGGACUUCAGAUCCCAUUUUAAUCAUUGGCACCAUUCUGGGCAUCACUGUCUUGAUCUGCAUUGUCCUGCUCACAUUUUUCCUUUGGAAACAAAAGCUGCAUUCAUCAGCAAAGGACUCCACACAAGGGAGCCCUGGUGAAGACCAGAACGUUGUGUAUACAACAGUAAAUGUUCGAACACAGAGCAGUGGGCAAGCAUCAGUUCCUCCUGUUGUGCUGGCUGAAAGGGAAUGUCAUUAUGCUGAGGUUCACUUUCACCGACAAGGAAGCAGCCAGCCGACAGUGACAGCUGCUGAAAGGAGCUCGGAGUACGCAGUUAUAAAACAGGCAAGAAACUGAAGUUCAACAGGACCCUUUCACUCUGCAGCAAGGAGCAGUCAAGAGCAACUCACUAAAACAGAAACAUUUUGGCUUCUUUUUCACAUUCAUCCAGAUUCAUCCAACAACUGUCUGAUGUCCGCCCGCGUCCCCCACCUUAGCUUCUGAGCGUACCUUUCUCAUCAAGACUCCCACCCACUCUCCAAGGACCCCUCUCGCCCACCUCCAACACACCCUAUCCACCUGAACACCCAGUGCCAGUCUAUUAUCCACGCUUGACCUCUUUAUUUCCAACUGCUGCCGAGACAUUGACUGUCUCAACCUGUCUACCCCACUCCAACCUCUCACCCUCACAGCACGCAGUCCUUCACUCCCUCUACUCCAACCCCAAGCUCACCAUCAAACCCGCGGACAAAGAAGGUGCAGUGGUAGUUUGGUGCACUGACCUCUGCACCACUGAAUUCAGGCAUCACCUUGAAGACACCUCCUCCUAUUGCCCCCUCAAUCAUUACCUCACCACCCAUCACCAAACCAUCAUCUCCCUGACCAUACACUACCUCAUCACCUCAAGAGAUCUCCCACUCACAGCUUGCAACCUCAUAGUUCGGGAAUCAUGCACCACCCGAUUCUACAUCCUUCCCAAGAUUCACAAGCCUGACUACCCCA
Molecule: messenger RNA, 1951 nt
Organism: Hemiscyllium ocellatum (epaulette shark)
Lineage: Eukaryota; Metazoa; Chordata; Chondrichthyes; Orectolobiformes; Hemiscylliidae
Product: polymeric immunoglobulin receptor-like
Exons: 7
Coding region: 53-1306 (417 amino acids)
Biological process (GO): defense response to bacterium; innate immune response; phagocytosis, recognition
Cellular component (GO): external side of plasma membrane; blood microparticle; immunoglobulin complex, circulating
Molecular function (GO): antigen binding; immunoglobulin receptor binding
Source: RefSeq, a predicted model, not a curated record